AGUGAGGUUCACGGGCUCGAGUUCUAAGGCCCGGGUGAUUAAAAUGAAAUAUAAAAUGGGUUUGUUUCGAUGAAGCGGGCCUUGCGCUUGAUCCGGUAUCAAGCGGUUUUAGCCACGUGUCAGUUGUUUACUUGAUGAAAGAUUUCGCGUAGAGGGGGAGGAAAGAAGGGUUUCCCCGUGUCUCUCCUCAUUUUCUCUUCUCGGAAAAAAAACUAGGGUUUGUGUGUGAGAGGCGAUUUUACGAGCGACGCCGAGUCUCUGAGUUGUUUGUGUGUGAAUCGACGACAGACUGUCUUCUCGACGACCUGAGAUGGAUCCCGCAGCAGAGAGAAGUCAUUCAAAGAAGCAAAAGGACUACGUCAACAUGCUAUCAUACACUUGCGAUUCUGAAUAUGGCAUUCCGAGAAGGUGUGCCUGUGGUGGGAGAAUCAUAGACGAGGUUCGAGUGAAGCAGGAGUACGAUACUCAACCCGGGAAGCGGUUCUUCACCUGUGCCAACUACGAGGCUGAUGGGUUUCACUACCGUCAGCCUUGGGUGAUUGGUGUCCAGGAGCAGAUCGAAAGCUUGACUAAGCGUCUGGAGGAGGCUGAGCAGCUGUUGAAUUUGAUUCCGAGUCUCAAAAACCAGAUUGAGACACUGGAGGCACAGGCUAGCGGGCUCACUCGGCAGGUUGAUCGCCUAACUGCGGAGGUUUAUAACUUGACGGUGCAAGUAGCUGACCUGGAGAAGCUCUGCUUCGAGUAACAAGCGAAGGUCACGGGUUGGAAGGGCAGGGUGUUGCAGGUCACGGGUCUGAAGGUUGCAGGUGAGGGUCAAGGAUGUAGGACUUUAUGUCAGUUUUUAAUCACGGAUGUAAAAUAGGAUGUACUAUGUGUAGGACUUGUCUUUUGCUGUUGAUUCGCUGAUGUAAAAUAUGUUGAUUCACGGAUGUUUUAAACUCUGCCUUCUCUAUAUAAACUAUGUCUUUCAGUUUGGUUUAAAAA
Brassica napus (rape) is the source of this 984-nucleotide messenger RNA. RefSeq lists its product as uncharacterized. Lineage: Eukaryota; Viridiplantae; Streptophyta; Magnoliopsida; Brassicales; Brassicaceae. The transcript has 5 exons. Bases 311 to 745 code for a protein of 144 amino acids. The record is from RefSeq and is a predicted model, not a curated record.